Molecule: messenger RNA, 1950 nt
Organism: Thyridium curvatum
Lineage: Eukaryota; Fungi; Ascomycota; Sordariomycetes; Thyridiales; Thyridiaceae
Exons: 2
Coding region: 1-1950 (649 amino acids)
Biological process (GO): protein import into mitochondrial matrix
Cellular component (GO): mitochondrial inner membrane
Molecular function (GO): protein-folding chaperone binding
Source: RefSeq, a predicted model, not a curated record
AUGAUGGCCCCCCCGGAAAAAAGACCGGCAGCGCUGGCUUCUCAUUCGCCGCGGGCCAGCACUAGCAAAUGGAAAUCACUAGAACAAGACCCUCCAAAAUUUCUCCCGCUUCCGCUUCCGCAGCUCGUCGACCACAUUCAACCCCCGGGCACCCAUCUCCUGCUUUUUCUGCACCUCUUCGCCCCUUCGCUCAACUCCCUCUCCCUCUCCCUCUCUCUCCGCAUCCUCUUCCAAACCGUGCGCCCCUCUCCUCGUUCAAGCCUCGGGACGGUGCACCUGGAUGCGCGUGCCACUCUCACAAUGAACGCUUUCCGCAAUACCGUCAGGAGCGCCCCAGCCGGCGCUCUCGCAAGGGCACCCGCGCUCCAGCUCGGCGCAAACUCCAGAUUAUCCCAGGCCCACCGGCGGUUACUAUCAGACAGGCGUCUCGCCCUCGGCGCCGAUGCUGCCAGGUCCUCCCAACCCUCCAUCUCUCUCGCCUCGUCCACGACCCAGCCCUUCCUCCGAUCUCAGUUCCUCCCCGAGUCUCUCCCGCUCCGGGCGUCAUGGGUCCAAUCGCGUUCCUUUCAUAUAACCGGCGUCAAGCCGCAACAAGCCGAGGACAAGACGAAGCCGGCGCCCAAGCCAGAGACCGAGCCCGCCAAGAGCGACGAGUCUGCCGAUGACGCCGCAAAGGCCAAGUCCGAGUCUGCUGCCGAGGACCAGGCCGAGCAAAAGGAGAAGAAGGACGACGAGAGCGCCGAGGAGGGCGACAAGAAGAAGGAAGAGAAGAAGGAGGACCUCCCUCCUCCCCCUCCCCACGGCGACAAGACCCCCUGGCAGGUCUUCAUGGAGACCAUGCAGACCGAGUUCAAGCAGUCGAAGGAGUGGAACGAGUCCACCAAGGCCCUCUCUGCCGGUGCCCAGCAGUUCACCGAGAGCGAAUCCGUCCAGCGGGCCCGCAAAGCCUACGAGGCGACCUCGGGCGCCGUCUCGUCGACGGCAUCGACCGUCCUCAAGGGCACGGCCAGCGCCGUAGGCAAGGGCGCCGCCUGGACCUGGGAGACCCCCGUGAUGAAGGGUGUCCGCAAGGGCGCCAACAUCACCGGCGACGCCCUCGACAAGGCCACCAAGCCCAUCCGGGAGACCGAGGCUUACAAGAACGUCAAGGAUGUGAUUGACGACGGGAGCAGCUCCCGGUAUGGAGGAUGGGUCGAGAAGGAAGAGCGCAGGAAACGGAGGGAGGCCCGCGAGAAGCUCGAGGGCAAGCAGCAGGUGUUUGAGGAGGACCCCGACGCGGGCACCAAUGUGACCCUUCACAAGGACGCCGCCUGGAAGGAGGCCUGGAGGGAUUUCCGCGAUUCCAACAAGUUCGUGCAGGGCGUCUUCAGCAUGAAGAACGUGUACAACGAGUCCGAGAACCCCCUCAUCUCCACCGCCCGUAGCAUCACCGACCGUGUUGCCGGCUUCUUCGCCGAGAACGAGACCGCCAUGGUCAUCAAGAAGAUGCGCACUCUUGACCCUUCCUUCCAGGUCGAGGGCUUCCUGCGAGAGCUGCGCGAGUACAUCCUGCCCGAGGUUCUCGACGCCUACGUCAAGGGCGACACCGAGACGCUCAAGCUGUGGCUGUCGGAGGCGCAGUACUCGGUCUACGAGGCCCUCACCAAGCAGUACCUGCAGGCCGGCAUGAAGUCGGACGGCCGCAUCCUCGACAUCCGGCACGUCGACAUCCUCAAGGCGCGCAUGCUCGAGCCCGGCGAGAUCCCCGUCUUCAUCAUCACCUGCCGCACCCAGGAGGUGCACGUCUACCGCAACGCCAAGACGAACCAGCUGGCCGCCGGCAUGGAGGACAAGGUCCAGCUCGUGACCUACGCCAUCGGCAUCACCCGCAUGCCCGACGACGUCAACAACCCCGAGACCAGGGGUUGGCGCCUGAUCGAGAUGCAGAAGAGCGGCAGGGACUACAUUUAA